AGUGUUCACUUCCCCUCUCCCACUCGUGCCUCCAACCUCCCGAUAUAUCACACCUGUACCCCCCCCCCUCCAAGAACUUCACCUCUUCCUCCCCAGCCUCAGCCAGGUCCUGAUAAACCACGGGAUCACCCUCAGUCCCGGGAACCUUUUCUCCCUACUUGCCCUUCUCCACCGUACAUCAAUUGGCCCCCACCUUGGGUUGAACAACCAAUGUCGACACCAUCAUCAUACCAGAGUAGCGCAUCCUACGAUCCAAACCUUCCGCCAGCCCCCCCGCCAAAGCCUAUAUCCUCGGCUGCGGGUUCCCGGACCACCUCGCCUAUGCCCACAGGAGCUCUUCCUGCGCCUCCACCGCCUCCACCGCCUCCACCUCCCCCGACAGACGAUGGGUUCGUCCCAUCUGUGUUGCUGAACAAAUCGUAUGAUCCCUUACCCUGACCUUGCCCACCGCCCAUAAUUUGUUCAUCCGUCCAUUCAUCACCCGAAAAUUGCUUACUGACUGAAAAAUAAACUAAAAAUUCAUAGACGCGACGAUUUAGAGCACAUCCUCAACUCACCGCAAUUACUAGAAGCACUCUUCACGACUACCCAUCCUACGGCGGCGAGUGCCGACGCGGUGCUCAUUGCGAACUUGCAGUACAAUGCGGACUUAGCUUCUCGACUUGUCGCGCUCGAAUCCAAACUCGCAGCAGCUAGGGAGGGUACAGAAAGGGCGCUCGUGGAGACCAGGCAGUUGGAAAGGACUUGGAGGGAUAGAGAAAAGGAGAUGUACCAAGCUUUGCAGCCGUUCUCUUCACCGGCGUUGUAUAGCCGAUUGGUUAAUGCUGUGGGCGACGCCGAGGCUGUUGCCGAUGCGAUGGCAGAGUCAUUUCUGGAAGAGGGUGGGAGGGAUGUUGGCGAGUUUGUGAGGGAGUAUAGGGCGCUGAGGAAGACGUAUCACCUGAGGAAGGAGAGGAAGGAGAGGUGGGAUGAAGGGCGGGUUGGGGGGUGGAGGUAGAUGGCUCUCGGGAAUGGAAAUUACGGAUGGGUAUUGGGAAAGGCGUUUGGGCGGGUCUCUGGAUGUAGGUAGUGGGAUAUCACUCGGGGAAGCGAGGGAAACAUCACUUUAUGAACUAGAGGGAGCUUAUGGGACUUUUUCUUUUUAUAUAUUUUUUGUAGAUUAUCCUGCCCGAUCCUAGACAACUCUCUCCACCUU
Molecule: messenger RNA, 1195 nt
Organism: Tuber aestivum (summer truffle)
Lineage: Eukaryota; Fungi; Ascomycota; Pezizomycetes; Pezizales; Tuberaceae
Source: the annotation of a GenBank genome assembly